AACACUGGUAACGUCGAUGAAUCAGAGACAGUUAAAGGACAGUAACUGUUUGGAGACGAUGUUUGACAUCACGUGCAACAUUCACAACGACUGCAACAACUACCACACUACCAUCUACAAAAAUAAAUUUGGAAACGUACAAAACCUAAAUAGUUAUCUAGAAUGUAAAAGGAAUUUUACUGACGAUGCCGGCUACAUGAUAGACUGUUCCGGCUCCUUGCCUGACAACCUCGUGGAAAGUUAUUCAUUUAUUGCUUGUAAAAUGGAAGCGAAGCGCCCAGAUAACAGAGUGGUGAAAAAGGAACAAAGAUACACUUUGCCUAAUUGUGGUGUUGAAUCAAGAUGUCAUACUAGAGAGCCGGGAUAUGCGGUAUUCAACUGCUCAGAAAAAGCCUCAGACUAUCUCAAUCUUCAGAAAGCAGAGUGUAGUUUUCCAAAGCAGUCCAACUGUUUAAAACCCGGACGAAAGGUGUUUGAUAUGUACAAGGAUAGAUUUGACAAUCUGACAUGUUCCACGGACAACACUGUACCAGUCUGCCGACUUUCGUGGUGCAGCGACUAUCGUUUUAUCAGGAAAAACGAGAUACCCGGAGUGGUGAUCUGUUCUCCGAGUUUCAAUGAGCGGUACGUGUCACCAACAACUACAUCUACAACAGUUCGAACGAGUCCGACGGCAUCAUCGAAUCAAAAAUAAAUCUCCAUUUUAACAGGAUUACUGCGCAGUUACCUUUAUUUAUAUAGAUUUUGUGACAGGGUAAUUUUUGAGGAAAAAACAAAGCAAACAAAAAAAGACAUAACAAAAGAAAAAUACCCCCCCCCCCGGAAUUUCACUUCUAUCAACAUUUUGUGUCCUCUUAGUUCAAUAUAAUGGAGUAUAAUUUUGAAUAACUCACCGUAUUAUUGUUUAUAUAUCAAACGAAAAUCUAAGUUGGAAUUUAUUGGAAAAUUACAAGCAAUUGAAAUUCGGUUUUUUACCGAACCGUAUUCCUGAAACAUUCCGCGAAGGAAUUCAAGCUAAUAUAACCCAGACCAAAUCAAAGAGAUUUUUUCUGUACCUAAACACAAAAAGAUCUACGCUGUUUUUACAAGAUGUUAGUCGGUUUGAAAAUUGGACAGUCACAUGAAUAUAGAACUGUUUUCUGUGAUAGAUUGAUAUAAGAACCCAAUUUUUAACCAUGUUCAAUGUAAUGUUUUCAUUUGUUAUGUUCAUACUUAAUUAAUUUGAUUCCUUGACAUUUAAUUCUGUUUUGAAUGGUGUGCAUGUCUUGCAUCUUUAAAUUAUAUACACUAUGUUUAUUUUAACAGAUAUAAAUACUACCCACCUACCUACACCCUUAUUCAUAGCCGUUAACCUAUUUUAUAUCUAAAUGCAUACCCGUUUAUCAGCCUAACAACUUUAAUACUUACCUGCCUGUCUAACUACCUACCUACUCGCAAACCUACAUGCUUGCUUAAUUGUCUGUCUACCUCCCAUAAUACCGGCUUAUUCAGCUUCCUACUUUUCUUUCUACCUCGCUACAUACCUACUUAUUUUUUUGUAAUUGUUCUUGCCUACUGUCCUGUCUACCUACAUGCCUGCCUGUUUACUCGCUUAACUAUGUAAAUUUCUACCUGCCUGACUACCUAUAUGCUGUGCUUACACGUCAGUCUACCUCCCUACACACCUGUACACAUUCUUGCCCAACAACCUGACUCACUACCGGCAUGCAUGUCUAUCCAUCUGCCUUACUACCAAUAUGCCUUCUUACCUUUUGCGUAUAAUACCUUUUUCAAUUAAUUAUUUCUCGUAUUAAUUAAUGACACAUUUAGCGCCCAACAUAACAAAUCAUUGAAAAGUUAUAAGAAGAAUAAAAGAGUAAAAUAUUCAUGAAAAAUAUGUGAUUAAAUUUGUAAUUGUGAAAGAAGAGUACUCCAAAGAAAAUUGAUUGACUUUUUUUUUUAUACUUGCACAUAUUUUAGUUUCUGAAUGUGAUAUUCGUUUUAUACAUAUAUGUAUCAAUAACAUUUCAAUCGAAACAGUUUAAGUUUUAUAUCUUUUUUUUGUUUCUAUUUUUAUAUAUGCAUGUUUGAUUUG
Messenger RNA from Ruditapes philippinarum (Manila clam), 2074 nucleotides. RefSeq lists its product as uncharacterized. The transcript has 3 exons. Bases 17 to 694 code for a protein of 225 amino acids. NCBI's taxonomy places the organism in Eukaryota, Metazoa, Mollusca, Bivalvia, Venerida, Veneridae. The record is from RefSeq and is a predicted model, not a curated record.